AAUGUGGUGGUUUCCCUUUCUCACACGAUCCUGCAAAUUUUCAGUCCUUUUCGGCGAGGAAAAGAGGUCAAAUCUUGCCGUCCCACCGAGGAAAACAAGCUAUUUCGCACUGGAAUCAGCAAGCCUACUACGCGGUUAUAGUGUAGGAAGUGGAGAGACCUCAAAAGAUGGCAGCGAGGGCACCUGACGCAGAGAAAAUGAUUCAUUGUUUUCUAAAGCAAAGGAGGAACGAGUGAUUUCCGGAGGUCUGAUGGGAGGGGACAAAGCGGCAGCACCAGCAGCGACAAUUGAUGACGGCGUGGGAAGCGGCGGAAACGACGCACCUUUGGGCGUGAAACUUAGGAGAGCCGUCUCCGUGCGCAAAGGGGGCGGUCUUUGCACUCCGCCGCCCUCCUGGAAAUUGGAGGAGGCCGGCUCGUCGGACCCUGGGAUGGCCGAGGUGCACCGACGGUCGAUAUCCGCUCGCAAGCUCGGCGCUGGCCUUUGGGAAAUCCAAGAUCCGCGGCCGAUGCCCUCGGCCGAUCGUCGGGGCUCCAGGAUCGCUCACCAGCGCCGCAAUGGGAAGGCGCUGGAGGACGACCCUCAUCCGUCUUCAUCUCGCCGGCGGGAGGAUUGGGAUGAAGGCAGUUUGAGAAAGCAUGGUGAAACUUCAUUAAGUAAACAUCAUGAUCUUAAUGACAAAAUCCUACAGCUGGAUUCUCCUGCAAGUUAUACAAGCCGCUCGCAGAUUUCUUCUUUUGGACGAGCCAUUAAUCCUGUCAGUGCUGUUGAUCACAAGGGUAUGCUAGGAGAUGCAGGCUUUAGAUCGAAGAGAUCAACAGAACUUUUAAAAGUAUUCAAUCACAUCUGGAGCCUGGAAGAACAGCAGGAGUCCAAUGCAGCACUAGUGAAAGCACUGAAGAUGGAGUUAGAACAUGCACAGGCACGGAUUAAGGAACUGAUGCAGGAGCGGCAUGCAUUUCACAAUGAAAUGGAUCGCUUAGGGGAACAAAUUAAUGAGGCUAACAUAAUUAGGAGGAACAAAGAGCAUCAAAAGAUCCAAAAAGCAGUGCAGUCAAUAAAGGAGGAGCUUGAAGAUGAGAGACGGCUGAGAAGACGCUCUGAGAGUCUACACAGAAAACUUGGUAGAGAGUUAUCUCAAGCAAAAGCAGCUUGUAUGAAUGUUGCAAGAGAUUUAGAAAAAGUGAGCAAGACAAAUCUUCUUCUUGAAGAACUCUGUGAUGCUUUCGCUAAGGGAAUCAGUGAUUACGAACAUGAAGUGAGGCUGUUAAAGCAAAAGUCCCUAAAAGUUUGUGAUCACAAAGUUGACCGCUUGGUACUUCAUAUUGCAGAAGCAUGGCUGGACGAGAGGGAGCAAAUGAAUAUUGCCGAAGCUCAAGGAGAUCUGUCUAAUAGAUCGAUGGUUACAGACAGAUUAGGAAGUGAAAUUGAAGCCUUUAUUCAAGCUAAUAGGUCAGAUGAGAUAAAUAAUGGAAAUGUGUUUGAAAAAGAUGGAAAGCAAGAGAUCAAUGUCCGACGGCAAUCACUUGAGUCUAUGCACUUGAAUGGAACUACUAGUGCACCUCAAGAUGCAGAGGACGACGACAACGCUAAGGAAGAUGACAAUUCUGUUGAAAGUGAUUUGCACUGCUUUGAAUUAAACGACAUUGGCCUUCCACAUCAGAAUGUUUCAAGCGUCACAGACAAGUUAGUUUCUUCUAGGAAAUUAAAUUCUUACGUGGAAAAGAUAGGAUCUUCUGAUAAGAGAAAGAACAAUGUUUUGUGGAAAGAAACUGAAUUCUGUGGGAGCCAAACGCAGCAUUUAAAUGGAAGACAAGGAAAGCUUUCAGACACGAGUGUUGAUUCUGAAGGAACGGAUACAAAUAAGUUGGGAGCAAAUAAAGCUCAAGUUUCUGACUAUAUCAAUUCUCAUGAAGCUUCACAAGAUAUGAAAUCACUGCCGGAUAAUAAGUUUGGAUUGGACCACCUGAAAGCUCAUGAAAUUCACGAGACGUCCGAUAGAGGAGAGAACCAAAAUGAUUCCAUGUCGACUGGCAAACUUAUCAUAGGACGAGGCUUUCCUCCCGAUGAUCUUCUGAAUGAUACAUCAACUGUGAGUCAUGAUUGCAUCAUCGAUCAACACAAAUCUUGCAGGUUUAGGACGUCUAGUUCUUCACUGAACUUAGCAGGUGUAAAUGCUAAUACUCUGAAGGCAAGAUUGCUCGAAGCAAGGUUAGAGGGACAUCAGGUUCGUCUGAAAGCAUCAAGAGGUUCCUCUAUCGGCGCAACCAGACAAUGAACAGGAUCGCGAGUGAGAUUUCUCUAGUGACAUGUUGUUGGUUCAUGAAGUAUUUUAGAUUGCAGAAACCUGGUUUGUUUCGCCGUGGCAUCAGUUUUGGAAUUUUCUCUGUAUAUUGUCAAGUGGCCAAAAGGACUUGAGCUCUUGUUUCCUUAAAGCUGAAAGAAUUUCCUUAAAGAAACAAAUGAUUUCCCCUGUGCAAGUAGCAUCAUCAUGUGGCAAAAGGCGAAAUCGUUCGCCCCCAGUACUCUCGCCGCACCCGACCCAAGGUCAUCACGAGGGAGGUAAAUCAUAGCAUCCUGAGCGAGUAUGUGGUAGGUGGGGUGAGUUGCACAGGGACUGGAAAUUUACGUCCCGACUACCCCAAGUUUCGACCCCGCGACCUCAUGUGGCAAGUGCAAGUAGCAUCACCAGAAAUAUGCAAAGAAGGCUAAAUCAAGCAUAAAAUAUUUAGUUGCUUGACUUGGAAAAACAAUUUAUCGAUCAAGUUCACAUCAUGUAACUUUGAUUUAGUUGCUUGACCAGUUGACUUUGACUUUUGAAGUCAACAGAGCUGUCUCAUGAGGCCGCAGUCUCGCAUUACCUUCCCUCCAAACACGUAUAUAAUAUCAAGUCGUCGACGUUCACUUUCUCACAUUUAUAAAAGACUUCCCAAAGUUUUAAUAUCGUCAAAUAUCUCAUCUUGAUUUAUCUCUAUUCUACUGGACGCUCACGGGAUUAUUGACAUAUCGAGAACUCCGCGUGCAAACCCCAAAAGUAAUAAAUAAAAUUUUAAGAGUUUUCUUGUAAAAAAUACAGCCCGAUCGAUGAUUGAGGACCAUUUCGCCAACGUCACAGCGUCUUCCAAAACCCCUUCUUUCUUCGCUCCCUCCAUUCCGUUCGAAUCAACGCCUCUUUCUUGACCUACCUACUGUCUCUCAUGGCGAAGAGAGCCCAGUUUCGACGCAAGUAAAGUGGAGAAUCAGCAGAAGAGGAAUCUCCUUUCCGGUUGCCGAGAAAGGUUCGGUUUUGAUCUCCUUCUGCCCAUGAUAUGACCUCUUAUUCCGGUGCUCGAUCACGUCCGCUUGAUGUGAAACCGAGUCCUUUUUGGUGAUGCAAGAGUAGAAAGUUGGAAUUUUGGUGGGGAUUUCUAGGAGGCGGGUAAAAGGUGGGUGUUUGGCGUUAAUCUGGAUGGCGUGAGGGUUUGGGGGGCGGGGAUUAAGGAAGCGUGAUAGGGUUUGUGAUCGCUGUGACAGAUGGAGGACCGAGGCGGGGAGUCUAAAUUGCCAGAACCAUCUUCCGGAGCUCGUUGAUAUCUCACUCCAUCGCUGCGGUCGCUGUGGCGUUACUCUUCAAGCAAAACUAUCAUGUCCCAGAUUAGAGCCUUCGUCCAAUGGACUUGCUGGAAUUGAGGUCAAAAAUCCAGAGCCCUCGAAGAGAACUUCAGAGAACAAAGCUAUGGUUUCAGAUGCAAGCUUGCAGCCUGAUCUCGGUGCGGAAACAACCGUUUCUAUUGUAAGUGAAAGUGAAGAUAACAUUUCUUCGAGGAAAAAGAACUGCUUGAAGGUAGAUGAUCUGUAUCAACCGACGUUACUGGUUGAUGAUACUUGUAAAAGUGGGAAAACAAUAGUUGAGACAAUUUCACAUGAGGGAAGGGAAACCGAACGAUUGGUCGAUAAUCAUUCUAUGCUCAGAAAGAAGUAGUCCGAGAUGCCAAGAAUGAUUGGAAUCCAAGGGCUUUCGGAAAAGGCGUUCAACUUGCUACCUAUCUUGAUGAAGGCCCAUCUGACUACUACCAUCAGAACCGAAGAGGUGCAUUUGUUGAUGUUGAUUUUGACAAGAAACAGAACCUUGCACCAAUUCGAAUGGAGCUUUUGAGAAUGCUUGAUGAAUUAAGA
Zingiber officinale is the source of this 4155-nucleotide messenger RNA. RefSeq lists its product as uncharacterized. Bases 251 to 2278 code for a protein of 675 amino acids. The record is from RefSeq and is a predicted model, not a curated record. NCBI's taxonomy places the organism in Eukaryota, Viridiplantae, Streptophyta, Magnoliopsida, Zingiberales, Zingiberaceae. The transcript is spliced from 4 exons.